UGCUGCAGGACCUUGCUGCCUGCCUGCCUGCACACAGAGAGAGCAGGCAGCAAUCCUCCUCUUCCCGUCCCAACGCCGAGCAGGGGUACGACUUGGCUCUACAGGAGGUAGCCACAUGCCACUAAACUAUGCCACAGAGCUGCUGUGAGCUGCCAGUAAUCCAAUUUAUUAAGGGCUUUGAAUUCUUACAAAUAAUACGUUGGAUACAUGCAAAGCAUCAGCAUUAUCACUGUGAUUAGGGCAGUGGAGGUAGGGGAAAGGGGAAGGAGGGAAAAUACAAUUUCUCUUUCAGCAGAAAAUAAAUCAACUUUUGCAGAGAGUUCUGGUACAGUCAAAGGCUGCACUAUCAUUAAAAAUGAUUUUUUAUUAAGCUGAACUCCCUCCUCUCUCAUAUUGUAUGAUAUGACAGCUCUCUUUUGAUGGGAAAGCUUUCAUUUGGCCAGAGAAAGGGAUAAUUUGCUUCUUUUAAGGAGUUAAUCCUCUGGUCCAUUUCCGGGCUGGGAACAGCUAUCCUCCCCCUUCCUUGGAUCGGAGGCUGCAGCACAAUGGAGAUCAUAACCACCUCAAAUCUACACCCGAGAUGGAGAAAUCAGAUUUCCUUCUCCAGUCAUUUCUGUGGGAUUAGCUAAAUCUUAGAUCCACACUAACCCUUCACAAAGCUGCCAAGAUUAGUUAGAAUUUAUUUUAUUCACAGGGGGGUUUAUGGUUUUCUUUCCAAAGGGAUUAUAUAUCUCUAUAUAUAUAUAUUUAGGGUGGCUUCAGUCAUAAAGCAGGCAGGUUAGAGGAGAAAAAGUGCGUGUGCUUAUAAAAUAAAAACUCAGCUGUGAGAAUGACAGUCACUUGAAAUGCCAAGACAAAGCAGCAAUUCUGGACGGCUUCACCCACCCAUUUUAAAAGCUAUGUAAGCUGUCUUUUUCCUUGCGAGACCCCACUCUGGAGUUAGUGCAAGGAGAGCAAACCCCACUCAGCCUGGGCUGCCCAUUCCCGUGGCUGCUGCUGCUGGCAGAGGAUGUCUUCGGAACCAGCACUGGAUGCCAGCGCUGGCAGGAGAGGCCUCAAGAAGCCGUGUUCAUUCAGCAUCGAGGACAUCCUCUCCAGCCCAGCAGAGAAGAGCCCACAGGUCCUGGUCCCACUGUGCCUCCGGAGCAUCUUGGACUGCACACCCAAGGGGCUGUGUGAGCUGGAGACCAUCCCGGCCAGCUCCCUGCAGGAGGAGGAGGAGGAGGAGGAGGAGGAAGAGCUGGAAGGGGCAGGCUGCAACUGCUGCUGCUGUUCUCACACGAGCACCCGUUCCCUGCAGGACUCAUCGAGUUGGCUGGACACACGGUUCCCCUGGCCCAUGCGGCUCUUCCACUCAGCAGUCAGGGUCUGUAAGAGUCCCCAGGGGAACCCAAGUGAGCUGCAGACUUUCCACCAGAUCCAGCGCCGGACACGCCGGCAUCGCACCAUAUUCACCGAGGACCAGCUGCAAGCCCUGGAGACACUUUUCCAUCAGAACCAGUACCCGGAUGUCAUCACCCGCGAGCACCUGGCAAACCGCAUUCACUUGAAGGAGGAGAGGGUAGAGGUUUGGUUUAAAAACCGGCGGGCCAAGUGGAGGCAUCAGAAGAGGGCGUCUGCUUCAGCACUGAUCCUUCAAGGUACCAAGAAGCCCUCGGAGGAGAGCUGUUAGACCACAUGGCAGCAGAUGAACACCAAGAGCAUCCAUUUCCCAUAGCUGACAGGUUCUAUAGAGGGUCAACCCAAGGGGGACUGAUGAAGCAAAAGGGAAUCUCUGUGAUUCCCAGAGGAGGGGGACGGGUAAUAGCAGACAUAGCACUUUCCUGUGCCAGUUUCUUCCAAACCUAGUUCACAUGGCAAAUAACUCACCAAGCAUGACCCUCAGAUGCUUAAGCAGAAACCACUGCCAAAAGCCCGUGCUGGGAACAGAGCUGUACCAGUGUUACAUGUGUGUGCUUCAACAGAAGGGGAGACUCACCUUCUUGUCUUUGCUCUGUGCAGGUAGUAUUUGUGCUUGUUUUACUACUAUAGAUUUGCGAAAUACCCUGCAAAUUAUGUUUCCUAUUUUUGGCACCUCGGUUACAUCUAGAGUUGCAUUUGGGCUUGAGUUUACUGGACAGAAGGAACACGGAUUUCUCCCUACAGCCCGUGGGAGAGGUAAUCCAUCUGCUGUGGUGAGAGGGGCUGGCACAGCGAGUGUUCAGCUCACCUCUGUCGCCAGCCCAUGUCUGUGCAAGU
This is a messenger RNA of Athene cunicularia (burrowing owl), 2238 nucleotides long. RefSeq names its product goosecoid homeobox 2 (gene GSC2). Gene Ontology annotation, molecular function: RNA polymerase II cis-regulatory region sequence-specific DNA binding; DNA-binding transcription factor activity, RNA polymerase II-specific. The transcript is spliced from 3 exons. Bases 1010 to 1672 code for a protein of 220 amino acids. The record is from RefSeq and is a predicted model, not a curated record. Lineage: Eukaryota; Metazoa; Chordata; Aves; Strigiformes; Strigidae. Gene Ontology annotation, biological process: regulation of transcription by RNA polymerase II. Gene Ontology annotation, cellular component: nucleus.